Molecule: messenger RNA, 474 nt
Organism: Opisthorchis viverrini
Lineage: Eukaryota; Metazoa; Platyhelminthes; Trematoda; Opisthorchiida; Opisthorchiidae
Exons: 4
Coding region: 1-474 (157 amino acids)
Cellular component (GO): membrane
Source: RefSeq, a predicted model, not a curated record
AUGCCCAAGUGUAUAUCUCUGCUCAAGCGUCAUCGUGCUGCUGGUCCUGACGAACUGCCACCUGGUCUGUUCAAGGAUGGUGGUGAACUUCUCGCAAUCCACUACGUCUCACGUAAUGGCUCGCAGUUCACGUGUCCUGUUGGAUCCUACUUCCAAUGCAUGGCGUCGCAAAGCUCCAAAUUGACCAAACCGUCAUCCGUUAAGGAUCCAAUAGUUCAACCGGAAGUUUUCGUCACACUGUCCGAUCUGAAAGCUGAGGCAUUCCGCAGCGGCAACACUCCGACAUUUGUCGGAUCUAUGCGUGAAUGUUCCGCGGACUACGUUCCGAAUAAGGUUGUCCCCAUCGUGGUGGGCGUCGCCUUGGCUGCGAUGAUCAUCAUUGCCCUGAUCACUAGUUCCUCCGGAGGCAAGGUGUUUUCGGCCAAAGCUUACUCUCUUGAUCAACUGGAAGGCACGGAUGUCGACCGUGCAUGA